This is a messenger RNA of Suillus subaureus, 6240 nucleotides long. RefSeq lists its product as uncharacterized. Gene Ontology annotation, biological process: protein phosphorylation; telomere maintenance; DNA damage checkpoint signaling. The coding region runs from base 1 to 6240 and encodes 2079 amino acids. Gene Ontology annotation, molecular function: protein binding; protein serine/threonine kinase activity. Lineage: Eukaryota; Fungi; Basidiomycota; Agaricomycetes; Boletales; Suillaceae. Gene Ontology annotation, cellular component: nucleus. The record is from RefSeq and is a predicted model, not a curated record. The transcript is spliced from 23 exons.
AUGAGUAGUGACCCAUCUCUUAUCGGGGGACUCUCGAGACUGCCUUGCCGCCUUUUAAUUCAACGACUCCAAUAUGGUCCAAAUCCUGCGCAACGAUCAGUCGACCGCAAGUUACGGGAGAUUCUUACUUCCAAUGCAAAUCUGUCAGUCGACUAUGUGAAUGAUACUCUGGAACUCUUGCGCUCUGAAACAUGGGAGUUGCCUGGGAGUGAGCUUCGGGAAGUGCAAUCAUUCCUUCAAGGAAAUCCCUCCUACCCUGAUUUGGAACCACUGGUUAUCACUGCCAGUAAUUCUGUUGAUAGUCCAAUGAGCCAGACUGCAGACAGCAUAGACUCUUCGCAUUGGCGCACGACAUUGCAGGGGCUCGUUAGUGCUCUCAUCGUGCCUGAUGAACUGCAGUGGAAGAAUAUUUGGCGCAAAGAUACUGCAUCCUACAUGCAACGAAUAUUGGAUAAGAUCCAGUCCAGGGGACUGCAUCAUUCUUCGUCUUCUGCGCGUAUAACACUGGCUGAAAACGUUGCCUCCCUUGCCUCGCACCUCAAGCUGUUCUCUCGGCAACAGUCAUCUCAGUUCCGCAUUGCCGCUGCUCUUCUAUUACCUCUGAACGGAAUUGUUGAAGGCCCAUCAACUGAAGUCGACGUUCAUGUGCGGCGACAAGCGUUUAGUGCUUUCCGAGCCGUCAUCAGAGAACAUUUAGCGGAUAUCCAGUCUGAUGAGCCGCCACCUGUCUUUGAUUUCUUACAACGCGGAUUCAAUGACAAAGACCGUUCUGUCAGAGUUGAUGCUGGUCGCGCACUUUCGGAUUUGGUCCACCUCCACGCCCGUGCAAUUGAUAGAGGGUGCAAAUUCAACGAAACAACUUUCAUGAAGAUCAGCAGCUUGCUUGAAUCAAGCGUGAAGGAUGCGGUGAAAGAAACGCUGCUAGUUACUAUCGGUUCUAUCGGGCGCGAUGCUCAGUUUGAGCUUCUUGGAUUAGUUGUCCACUGUUUGAUAUCCCAACUGGGCCAAGAUAACCAUGUGUUAAAAGGCUUAGCGUACACACAACUUUUGGAGAUAGCGAAAGCACAGAUGAAGUCCCCUUACAAUCUUGUCUCGCCAUACCUUUCUCAGGUCGCAACAUUCGUCGUCUCCCGGAAAUGUACGAAUCCAAUGCUGAUAUUUGAGACGUGUCGAUUUCUAUCUGUGCAUCCAACCGAUUUUAUCUCCGUCACGCUAUCCAAAACUCUUCCGUAUCUCUUUGCUAACUCCGAAGCGAAGGUUAUAGAGGAGAUUUCGGAGGAUUUGGGUGAAACGAUUUUGUCGUUGUUCAUGAAGCAUUCUCACCAAAUUCUUGCUCAUGUGUAUCAACAACACGGACCAGCACAAACAACCGGGUCUUUGACGUUCAUCAUGAACAUAAUUUCUAGGGGUGCCGAGCCCAAGCCAGCUGAUUUCACCGUUCGAGGCAUGGUCCAGAGCUGUGUGGUGGCAUUGCUCGCAGAUCUAGUUGUGGUCCUAGGACAUGAGAAUGAAGAGCGAGCUGCGUUGGCAGUGGAUGCUUUGCGAAAAGUCCAGCGGUCAAUAACGAGUGAAACCGAACUCGAAUUGUCUCCGUUCCUCAGGACCUACAUGCUUGGCAUUGUAUCCAACUUGAAUGAGAUGUUGCAAGACGUUCAUGGCAAGAAAUCAUUUCCAGCAAAGAAGCAGAUUCUACGCGGUCUAGAGGUGCUAAUCGUCCAAAUCGGACCUCAUGUAAAUGAAGUUUCCCCUCAGAUUAUGGCCACCCUGCAAACUAUGUUUUUGGUCCCCGAACUUGCUGAAGUCACCCUAUCUACGUGGUACACAUUUCUGUCCACGUUGAAUGUCGAGGAUGUUAUUCCACAUAUCGGCACUACCAGCGCAGCCAUUGUUUCCGCAUGGUCAGCUUUGUCUCAUUCCACACGGGAAUCCGCCAAGAAAUGUUUGCGUCAUAUUGUCUUCGAUGUUGGAAGCACCGUUCGAAAUGACGCAAAGGCAAAUCUACACGAGGUCGUGGACCUCGGUCAUAUCCCAGGGCUUUCUGAAAUACAUACCCAGCUUCAGAGUGUUCGCAUCUGGGAUCCGCGCGCGCAACUCCAGAAGAUUCUAGAUCGGUGCUCCAGUAACAACAUCACAGUGGCUCAGGUGGCUCUCUCUGAACUCCAAAACUUCAUGAAGAACAAUCAACCCUCGCUUAUACAAAACCUUGCGGCGGGCGACGCAUUUGAUCCCUUAAUUGGAAGUAUACAAUUGACCUUAUUCCAGGUUGUCAGUCGUGAUGGAGAGGGUUCUGACACUCUGCGGCAGCUGGCGUUUGAGUGCAUGGGCAUUCUUGGGGCGGUUGAUCCAGAUCGUUGCGACCUUAAUUCGACAGAGACGAAAAUGAUCGUGCGGAAUAACUUUGAAGAUGACACAGAAGCAAAAUCGUUUGCUCUGCACGUCAUCCAGGAUGUUCUCGUGGACGCCUUCCGGUCUACUAGCGACAUAAAGUAUCAAGGACAUCUCGCCUUCACGAUACAAGAACUCCUGCGAUUAUGUGAUUUUUCUACUGCCCUUGUGUCAUCGGAAAACACGACAUCCGUCUCAGCGUGGGUUCGCAACAGGUGGAACGGGUUCCCCAAACACGUGCUUGAAACAGUUACUCCACUCUUGGGGGCAAAAUUCAAAGCUUCGCAUAAGGAAUUGCCCCAUCUCCCUUCGCCCAUUUACCCUCAUCAAAAGACCUAUCGAGAGUGGGUACAGCUAUGGACAGCUCAUCUAAUAACCAAAGCGUCCGGGGGUAUGGCGCAGGACAUCUUUGGGGUCUUUCGCUCGGCAGUGCGCAACAAGGAUGUUGGUGUCGCUCACCACAUACUGCCUCACCUCGUAUUGAACAUCCUUGCUUCUGAGAACGACGAAGAUACCAGCGGCAUUAUCCAGGAAUUAACAGCUGUUUUGAAAGAUCAGGUGGCUUCUGAUAGUCUGUCCACUCCAGACAAGAAGUUCCUUAGUGCACAGGCUGUUUUCACGUUGUUGGACCAUCUCAGUGCAUAUGUGCGAGUCCAGCGACAGGAUUUACCAAAGAAAGCUGAGGGGAGAAGAUCACGAGGAAAUCCUGAAUUUGCGAUACGACAGCAGCAGCUUAUCCGGGUCGAUUCAGUACUCUCUAGCAUUGACCAUGAACUCAUGGCUAAAGCUGCGCUACAGUGUCGAGCUCACGCUCGCUCACUUAUGAACUUUGAGAGGCAGAUAGUCUCGAUGAGAGAGAGACAGCCUCCCCCUCCCGGAACGGAUUUCACACCCUAUUAUGAACGCCUUCACGAGAUCUACGCACAGCUUGAUCAGCCGGAUGGAAUGGAGGGUAUAUCGACUUUGAUCUUGUCCCCUUCAUUGGAACAUCAAAUCCGUCAACACGAAAGUACUGGACGCUGGACUGCUGCUCAGAGUUGUUGGGAAGUUCGCCUCCAGCAACAACCUGACAAUUUAGACUUCCAUCUUGGACUCCUUCGAUGUUUGCGCAACCUUGGACAUUAUGAUACGCUCCGCACACAUGUCCAGGGUGUUCUCGUUAGAAACCCAGGGUGGCAGUCGGUUUUGGCAGAUUUUCAGGUCGAAAGCGCGUGGAUGAUAGGAGCAUGGGACUACGUUCACAACAUCACAGCGAAUACGGAACACGAAGGGCCUUCCGUAGUCAAAGCCCGAGUUCUUCUUGCUAUGCGGUCUGGUGAACUUCUGCAGAUCGAAGAAAGCCUAAGGAAAGCACGCCUUGUCCUUGGUGCUCCAAUUGCUGCUUCUGGGCCAAGUGGGCAUCGUCGUGCUUAUGACGCUCUGGUCGACCUGCACAUGAUUCACGAACUCGAAUUGAUCCACGAGGCUGUGUCUAAUUUGCCGCCAAGCUCACAAGGCCGUAAAUCUGCCAUCGUGACUCUUAGCCAAAUUCUUAGUGCACGUUUGGACCGUACAUUGCCUACCUUCCGCGUACACGAAUCCCUGCUUAGCAUGCGGCGAACAGCAUUUUUACUCAGCACAGUCUCUCGACCAUCAAUCACAAGUCAAAUUGGUCAAUCGUGGUUGGCGAGUGCUAAGAUUGCUCGAAAAGCCGGACAGUGGCAGACCGCAUACAGUGCAAUGCUCCAAGCGCAGUACACCAACGCUCGAUUCAGUUUCAUGGAAAGUGGGAAGCUGGUCAGAGCACGGGGAGAGCCGUUGCGCGCGCUACAAGAACUUGAAAAAUCCAUGCGCAUCCUAGGUCUCGUGGACAACAAUACUAUUGACUUGACGAGAGAAGAUGAACAGUCUAUACGGAUGAAGGCAAAGGCGCAAAUUCUUCUUGCACGUUGGAUGAACGAGUCUGAUCGAUACGAGGCUUCCUACGUGCUGAAACAGUUUCAGAACGCCGCUGACUCAGCUCCAGGAUGGGAGAGUGCCUUUUACCACCUUGGUCACUUCCAGGAUCAGUGUUAUAGGAAUCUAUCGUCAGACGACAAGUCAAACCGUGGAAUCAAGAUGAAUUUUCAAACCAUCAAGUGUUUCACAGAGGCCGCUGCUUAUGGAAACAAAUUUGUAUACCAGACUAUUCCUCGCUUGCUCACCUUGUGGCUAGACAUGGGCGAGCGCAAGGUGUCAGCAGAAAAUCCGUUGUUUGAUAAGAUCAACAGCGUUGUCGCCAGCUCCAUCGAUAGCAUCCCGGUGUACAAGUGGUUUACUGCAUUCCCUCAAAUCGUAUCUCGAAUCGGACAUCCCAAUCGUGUUGUGUGCUUGGUCUUAUCAAAACUUAUUUCAUCGGUCAUCCGAGAAUACCCCAAUCAAGCGCUUUGGUUCUUCGCAUCAGUCGUAAACUCGACGAAACCCAAUCGUCAACAACGCGGAAGAACAAUAUUAGACCAGCUGAAAAACAGCCCGGCGAACACAGACUCUAACUUUCCGAACCUUAUCACAAGUCUUCACGCCAUGAUCGACGAGCUCCUUCGGCUUUGUAAUUACCCCAUCGCUGACCGCAAGACGCUCAGCAUGCGCCGUGAUUUUCCAAAGCUACUUGCGAUGAAAGAGAGUAAUAUCCUCAUCCCUUUGCAAUCAUCAUUGACAGUCAACCUCCCGCCUGUCUCGUCUACGAGUCACCGUGAUAAACGACAUAAUCUUUUCGACCCUUUUUCGCCCACGUUUGCUGUCUUCUACGAUGAAAUCGAAAUCAUGCACUCGUUGGCCAAGCCACGAAAAAUCACCGUUAACGGUUCCGAUGGCAUUAAAUAUAUGUUCCUUGCCAAACCGAAGGACGAUCUGCGGAAGGAUGCGCGCCUUAUGGAUUUCAAUGGGAUCAUCAACAAGCUCCUCAAGACUAAUUCAGAAUCUCGGAGAAGGCAACUUCACAUUCGGACGUACGGCGUGGUGGCGCUGAACGAGGAAUGUGGUGUUAUUCAAUGGGUACCGAACACUAUACCUGUGCGACCCGUACUAUUGAAAUACUACGAGACGAGGAAUAUUCCAGCUUGGUCCAAGGAGCUGAAUGAUGUCACAAGACGCAUCAAAGACGGUUCCGAUAAAGAUGCCGCUGAACUAUUUGCGACCAAAAUUCUUCCUGAGUUUCCUCCGGUCUUUCAUGAAUGGUUCGUGGAGACGUUCCCGGAGCCGUCAGUAUGGCUAGCUAGUCGCCUGAAUUAUGGGCGUACCAUGGCAGUGAUGUCGAUGGUCGGAUUCAUCUUAGGAUUGGGAGAUAGGCACUGCGAAAAUAUCCUUCUGGACACCAACAACGGAGACUUGGUCCAUGUUGAUUUUAGUUGUCUCUUCGAGAAGGGUAAAACGCUUGACACACCCGAACGGGUUCCUUUCAGACUCACUCAAAACCUUGUUGACGGCCUUGGGGUGACUGGCAUAGAAGGAGUCUUCCGUAUCGCCUGCGAAAUUACAAUGCAACUCCUCCGCGAUAAUAAGGACCCCCUCAUGAGUGUUCUCGAUGCAUUUAUUCAUGAUCCGCUGGUCGAAUGGGAGGAUGAGACGAGAAAGAGAAAAGACAAAUCGAAUUCAGCCGCUAUCAAGGCUGCUGAUUUGAGAUUAUGGGCCAAGUCUGCGCUGCGGCCGAUAGAACGGAAAUUGAAAGGACUAUAUUCCCCGACAAAUGUGAAGGAGCGGACUUAUGGAGGAAUCACAAGAGGAGGAGAAGAUGAACGGGAAAUCUCGACAAGCAAUCUCGUCCAGAUGCUCAUACAAGAGGCAAUCGACCCCGCAAACCUGGGCAAGAUGUAUCCUGGAUGGGCUGCGUGGCACUAG